Messenger RNA from Numida meleagris (helmeted guineafowl), 747 nucleotides. Its product is annotated as maestro heat-like repeat-containing protein family member 2A. Bases 58 to 747 code for a protein of 229 amino acids. The record is from RefSeq and is a predicted model, not a curated record. The transcript is spliced from 6 exons. NCBI's taxonomy places the organism in Eukaryota, Metazoa, Chordata, Aves, Galliformes, Numididae.
GCUGCAGGAGGAGGACCCAGAGAGAGCACUGUGUCUGUCUGGAGAUAUCCUGCCGUGAUGGAGCGGCUGAGAGCCCUUCGAGGUCUCUUUGCUUGUGUGGGCUGCAUGCCCAGACGUACGCGUCGCGGGAGCAGAGGCAGGGUGGCAAGCUCUGCCCCUGCCUGUCCCGUGACGUUCCUGCUGCAGCGCCUGCAAGACAGGGAGGGUGACCGAGCGCAGGCGUACUGCGAGCUGGAGAGCGCCCUGUGGGAAGAGGACAGCCGCCCGCCGUGCGGGGUGGCGAACCGGCUGCUGGCAGAGGUGUCCCAGGACCUGACGGCGGCCCAGGGCGCGACAGACAACGUGAGGACAGCCGCCAGCAACGUCCUGGUGGCUCUGGCCCGCUCGCACUUCAGCUUGGUGAUGGCCGAGCUCCAGGGCCACCUGAAGGCCGUGGCGGAGAUGUCCAAGGAGUUUGCGCUCGUCACCCUGAGCAAGCUGUUCAGCAGCUACGCUCCGCAGUGCAUCGCCUUCAUGUGGCUGACACUGGCCGGCCUGCGCUGUGUGGCCGGCCAGGUGAGGAGCGGCCGCACCCUGCGCGUCGCUUGUGCUGGUGAGUGCCGGCCCCUGAUUACACUACCCCAAGUGAAAGGUGUUGGAGAGUUAGACCUCCAACAGACGCUGGUCAUUGCCUUUCCUGCUGUCCAGAAACUCCUAGAAGUUAUAUCCUGCAAGGUCUUUGAUGAAGAUUUUUGCUGUGAGAGCUAA